Messenger RNA from Letharia lupina, 1863 nucleotides. RefSeq lists its product as uncharacterized. Gene Ontology annotation, molecular function: 4-hydroxy-tetrahydrodipicolinate synthase activity. The coding region runs from base 1 to 1863 and encodes 620 amino acids. NCBI's taxonomy places the organism in Eukaryota, Fungi, Ascomycota, Lecanoromycetes, Lecanorales, Parmeliaceae. The transcript is spliced from 4 exons. The record is from RefSeq and is a predicted model, not a curated record.
AUGUCUCCUCACAAAACUGCUUCGCCUGCCGGCAGUUGUCAUCAAGACGAUCUGCAACUUCCUUCUGUCUCUCUUCUUGCCCGACCAGCGACACUGACCCACUCAAUUUCUUCCGAAUCAUCCUACAACCCAUCUCCCCGGAGCGCAUCUGUUUCCUCGCUGGACGACAUGCCCAUCAUGAAUAGACCCUUGAGACCAGGUGUAUACGUGCCGACUGUGGCAUUUUUCAAGAACAACGAGGAUCUCAACCUCGAUGCGAUAGGAAAACAUGCUGUGAGACUCGCCAAGGCUGGUGUGGCUGCGAUUGCAACGCAAGGUUCCAACGGCGAAGCAGUACAUCUCACCCAUCAAGAAAGACAACAGGUCACACGCAUCACACGUAAGGCUUUGAACGAUGAAGGAUUUGACUCCCUGCCAGUCAUCGUGGGCUGUGGCUCGCAGUCGACUCGCGAGACGAUCGAGCUUUGUCAAGACGCCCUAGCUUCUGGAGGCGACUAUGCCCUAGUUCUUCCUCCGUCCUACUACAAGCCAUCCCACAAGCCAGACACGAUAGUCGGAUUCUUCAGAGAUGUUGCCAACGCAUCUCCCAUCCCCAUCAUCAUUUACAACUACCCAGCAGCGGUGGCUGGCAUCGACCUCAGCUCGGACGUAAUCAGCGAGCUCUCCAAGCAUCCCAACAUCGUUGGCUGCAAGCUCACAUGCGGAAACACCGGCAAGCUGACUCGGAUCGCCGCAGCCACAAAUGCAGCCACACCUGCAGAUGCUGGCUCCAGUUUCAUGUGCAUGGGCGGUUCUGCAGACUUCACUUUGCAGACGCUGAUUGUCGGUGGAUCUGGAGUCAUCUGCGGGAUCGGCAACGUUGCGCCCAAAGCCUGCGUCAAGAUUGUGGACCUGUUUGCGGCCGGGAAGCUGGCCGAGGCCAAAAAGCUGCAAGCUGUUGUGGCCCGUGGUGACUGGGCCGCUAUUUCUGGAGGCAUCGUAGGCACGAAGAGCGCGUUGGAUACGUACUUCGGGUAUGGAGGCAUCGCACGCAGGCCUUUGCCUCGAGUGACCAAGUCAGAGGCUAUAAAAUUUGCCAGUGAUUUCAAGGAGAUUGUGGAGUUGGAGAAAAGAUCUGCGAGGAAGUACUCGUCCCACCCUCUUCAAGCACGUGUUUUACAGGAGAAUAGAAAGAGUAGGAAUACAGUGGAGGACCAGGGUUUCCCGGCAAAUUCCGCGAGAAUGCGUCACUGGCUCCUACGCGCCGCCCCAUUGCUGGCUGCCCUUCUCGGGAUAUGGGCUCCGCUGUCUUUUGCUACGCCAACGCUUCGCAGUAGCAUUGACCCAGCCAUUCCUAUCGUUUCCCAGCAGCAGCAGCAGCAGCAGCAAAGCGGACCUCAAGCACUUUCACUGUCUCCCGCUUACAGACGUUCUUCUCGAUCAGUAACUCCUACUGCCAUAGGAAAGCGCGAUGGCAUCCACAUCCAGGAGCUAAGUUCCAGCUUCCUCCUCCAUUACCAUGUUUUCACGACAUUUGCCCCUUCCUGGCCCACCGCAUCCCGGCUCGCAAACUUCUGGUUCCAACUCGGAAUCCAGCUCCUCGAGGUCCCGGACCACUAUUUCCUCUCAAAGGCUAUACAAUUCAGCUCGGGACCGCUGAAGCUGGAACUGUUCAAUGCGAGUGGUGACACCGGUGGUAUUCCGAGGGAAUUUAUCAUUGCGUUGGCGAAUGCGAUGGUGGGGUAUACUGAAAGGGGCUUUUGUGGGAUGUUCAAUGCGAGGAUUAGCAGUAGGGGAAAUGAAGAGGGAGGGCCGAGUGAGGUGGCGAAGUUGUGGAUUACUUUUAGGAUUGUUGAGGGAUUGGGGGAGGUGAUUGGGGUGUGA